Messenger RNA from Fusarium musae, 612 nucleotides. RefSeq lists its product as uncharacterized. Lineage: Eukaryota; Fungi; Ascomycota; Sordariomycetes; Hypocreales; Nectriaceae. The transcript has a single exon. The coding region runs from base 1 to 612 and encodes 203 amino acids. The record is from RefSeq and is a predicted model, not a curated record.
AUGUCGUACAAUCACUCACCAGUGUCACCACCAGCUGCACGACGUGAGUCCUACUUAUGGUCCGGAAAGAAAGGAUUCUACCUCGACGCUAAAGCGCUCAAACUUCUCUGCAUAAUCGAAUGCUACGAGCGCUGUCUCCACACUCGGAGGAAUCAACUCGACCUCAACACCCGUGACCUCGAGAAAAUAGAUUUCUACAGCUCGAAAGCCAAACUCAACUGGUUCGGGUCACUUCGUCGGCGAUUAAGCGAGCAGUUCGAUCGCGAGAAACAGCGCGAGCGCCAGAUUGACCAGUUACGCACCAAACUCCUGGAAGUCCAGAUUAUUUUGGAUAGCGAGUCGAUUGCCAGGAGUGAGGCGAGGCUAGCGAAGCUUCAGGCAAAGUUUGAACCGAUGAUCCAGUGGCAGAGUGUAGAGGCUGAGAAGGAAUACCAUAAAUGGCUCUGGGAGGAGAAGAAUCGAGAAGACACGAAGAAUGACUUGAAGAUUGAGCAGAAAAGGAAGGAUAGGGAACGGUGGGAGGGGAAGUGGCAGGAGUUUCUGUUGAGCAACGGAGCCAAGAAGGAGGUUUCUAGGGGACAUCCUAAACUGUGGGGUUCUUUUCUGCUGUGA